GAGAGCUACCCCCGUCUCAGGCCACUGUGUUUAUUCGACGUUCGGACUUUUCCGAGUGUAACGGUCUGUAGGGUAUUACACUAUUACUGUACAUAUAUAGUACGUCUGUAUACUAGGGUUGCGCCUGCUCUGCCGGCAGGGUGAUAUUUGCAGGAGAUGUGCACCGCGCAGACGCGAAUUAAAACGUACACAUCGCACGACCCCCGUGCACUAUAUGCACAGUAAUAAUAAUUAAGCUAUGCGCUCACGGACUUCGCGUCUACGCGGAAUCUUCUAAUAAUUAUGUUGUACAUUUUAGUAUAAUCGCGUCGUCUGGCCGUCAAUCGCACAACCAAAUAGUUCUAUUCCGUGAUCAUCGAUCAUAAUCAUUAAUCAAUAAAUAGUCUUUCGUAAUUGCGUGUUCGUGGUUAAUGGUUAUCCAUCGUCGUUCAUAGCCGGUAUAGUCGGUGUCGUACCGCGCCAUUUAUCAUAAAAUAAUAAUCGUACAGUUUAAACAUUGAACACGAACGAGAGCGGUUUGUUGACGUCCGCCGCAAUCGAAUGAUAACCAUUUUAAAGGGGAACGCGGACGCAUGUCAUCGUUUGCAAUGUCAAUGACGACGAUAACGACGCUGUUCAUCGCCGGCGCGGCUCCGUUUACGGCCGUCGUCAUGUCGACGGUCGACGGCAGGCGCUGCGCUGUUGCUGCCGCAGGUUUGUGAGACGGGGAUGCGGCUGGCCGGUGUUCUUCGCUCACCGGGCGGAUUCGACCCGACGUCAUAGCCAUAGAUAACGUCGUACUAUAGCGAUUUCGUUUCGUAACGAUGGAGCAAGUCAAUGAAGUACGUCGAGUGUGUCGUUGUCAUCCCGCGACCGCACCUCAGUUUGCUGCAAAUCGCGUUCUAUGUUUUGGAAAUUAAUUUUUUUAAAUAUAACCUCCCCCAGAACGCGAUGUUGGGUACACGUACAAUACUACAAUUUUAGUACUACCUUCGUGAUUCAAUGAUGAAAACUCGAGUUCGUCUGUUGCUGCUCUUGUUCACUGGUGCUCUUACCUUGUUCGUAGUCUUUUUUGUCUUCGAUGAAAAACCCAACAGCGUAGACGUCAAAGACAACAAGUAUUUUAGUCAAAAACUUAAACCACCGACCCAUUACAAGCCUGCAAAACAACAGUAUAUAAUACAUCCACCGCAUGUAGAACGUACAUUACCCAAUCGAAGUGGAAUCGUUCCAAGAGACGCAGUUUGGCAAAAAGUCCAAUCAACAAAGUACAAAUUUUUCAUUUAUUCAGCAUACUUGGAUACAAGAAUCAAAUCUAUUGGACCAUUGGUACGUAUAAUUGGUGCGACCAAAACUCGAAAACCAGAUCCAGUUUGGUGUAGAUUAUGGUAUGCAAAUAGUUCCAAGACGGUUUCAGCAUUUGUGAAAGCAAUCCGGGAAAACUGGAAUCUAAAGUACAGUGCAGUAUUUGUGUUGUGCAAAUUACCAUCAGACGGAAACCAUCCGUUAAGCGUAUCUAUUGUGUCUCAUAUUAAAGAUCCAAUUACAAAUGAAAUUCUGAUUCAAAUGCCAAAACCAACUAGUCAACUCAAGACUGAUAUAGAAAUUUGUGUUAAGCCAUUUCAUUAUUAUUAUGAUCGAGCAAUACAACUAAUGGAAUUUGUAGAGUUAAAUUAUUUACUCGGGAUUGGACAUUUUACAUUUUAUAAAAAUACUAUUGGGCCAAAUGUUGAAUGUGUUUUGGACCGUUACAUAAAAGACAAUUUGGUUUCUGUUUUACCUUGGCAGUUGGAUAUGGUAUCCAAGCAAGAAAUCAGAACUGAAGGAAUGUUUGCUGCGCUUAAUGAUUGCUUGUAUAGAAAUAUGUACAAAUCAAAAUAUGUGGCAUUUUUAGACAUAGAUGAAAUUAUUGUUCCUAGACAAAAUGAUACAUUAAUCAAAUUAAUUAAUUGGUUAAACAUUUAUCAAACUCCAGCUGCUUAUUCAUUUCGUAAUGCAUUCUUCUACAUGCAAUGGGCUGAUGAUGACUCUUUACCAUUAGAUCAGAAUCCAUUUCAUUCAAAUCUUGUAGUAUUACGUAAAACACGGCGUAAGACUAAAUUGCAUCCACAUAAACAACGUUCAAAAUAUAUUUGUGAUCCGCAACGAAUAGUAGAAGUUGGAAAUCAUUUUAUCUGGGAGUUUUUAAAUCCUAAUGAUGGGACAUUUUAUUUUACACCAGAACGUGCAAUACUUCAUCAUUAUAGGGUUUGUGAGUAUGGAGGAAAUGAUUGUGUAACUGCAGACUCUACAGUGGACCGCACCGUGUACAGGUACAGAAAAAAAUUGGUCGACAGAAUAACAAAUACUCUUAGCAACUUGGACACAAAUUGUCUAAUAGAAGCUCAAGCAAACACUAAUGAAACAAUGUACUUCUCAAAUUAAUUUUUCUUGAUAACAUUUCAUUUUCAUAAAGUGUGUUUCCAAUAAUUUAUUUACUAUAAUUGUUUUAAACAGGGUGAAUUAAACCUUUAAAAUAUGUAUAAUGCAUAUUAGUGUUGUGUGAAAUAAGUGUAAUUUAUGGGCCAAAAUUAACUCUAUAGUUUGUACCAAAUAAAAGCACACCAGGUGGCGGACAAAAAUCGGUCCAAACUCGCGCAUGCUAGAUGGAGCUCCCGCCGUCCGUUCUGACAGCAACAACAUUGUUGUUGGCGGCAAACGCAGCUGACUAAUGGUGACCAAUCAUAGAGCUAAAAGACUGCCAGGGGUCCAGACGUUGCUCCGCGAUUCAUUUGGAUGCGCCAACGCGAUGUACUCUUAUUUGGUACAGACUAUAGACAAUAUUUUAAAUGGAAAAAAAUCAUUAUACCGUAGAAGUGGCUUACUUAGGGCACAAAUGUCGUUUUGGCUUAUUGUCGCUAUUACCUCUUUUGUCAUCACUAUAAGAUAAUUUUUGAAUCGGAUAAUUAAUCAACACAAUAUUUGCAAAGUCCAGAACACAUCAGUCGUAAGUUUAAGGGAUCUUAACUAUAUAUUCAUAUUUAAAAAGUAGAUCUUUACUAACAGCUUUAACAGCAUAAAAUCAACCACAAUUUACUCUGUAAUAAUUGACUUGAUGUAAAUAUUGUUAAGAAACAUAUUUAUUCUCUGCAUCUCUAUUAGAGAUGAAAAAAAAAUCAUCAUCGUAUGUGAAAUAUUUUUAAAGUUAUCGAUGUUUUUUUAUUUUAACUUGGGACACCAUCUUUUUAAUUCAUCAGUAUUUUUAUUCAAUAUAAUUAUGUUUCUUAUCAUAGGUUAGUAGAUGUACAUAGCGUAAUUUUUUUAAUUUGACUAUAUUACCUAACUUGUUUUAAGUUGAAUAUUCAAAAUUACAAUUUAGAAAGCAUUUUUAGUUGUAUCUAUUAAUCUAUUCACCUAGAACAUAGUUAUAAAUUGUAUACAAUUUUAAUGACACAUUUCUAUGUUAAAUGUUGUAAGAAAACAUUUUUUUUCAUGUAUUUUGCCCCAAGAUGGACACAAUAGGCUCAAAAUGAGUUUUUUUUAUCAAAAUUAAAUAACUGUCCCAAGAUACGGUCUUUCAAAGGUAACUUGGGGCAGCCACAAAAAAAAAUAUAUAAAAUCAGAAAUGAAGUAUACAAAUUUAAAUUAAAAUCUAUAUUAAAGUAUAGAUUAAGAGACAACUUUUACUGACCCCAUACUAUAAUUAUUAACUGAGAUAUACAUUGUCAAAGUUCAAAACUGCCCCAAGUAAGCCACUUCUAUGGUACUCUUAUACCUAACUUGUAAAAAAAAUAUAAGUGAAUAAAAAUAAAAAUGUUUGUAUUUAAAAAA
Molecule: messenger RNA, 3789 nt
Organism: Metopolophium dirhodum (rose-grain aphid)
Lineage: Eukaryota; Metazoa; Arthropoda; Insecta; Hemiptera; Aphididae
Product: beta-1,4-galactosyltransferase galt-1-like
Exons: 5
Coding region: 982-2403 (473 amino acids)
Source: RefSeq, a predicted model, not a curated record